Messenger RNA from Telopea speciosissima, 2365 nucleotides. RefSeq names its product transmembrane protein 245-like. The transcript has 2 exons. The coding region runs from base 78 to 2063 and encodes 661 amino acids. NCBI's taxonomy places the organism in Eukaryota, Viridiplantae, Streptophyta, Magnoliopsida, Proteales, Proteaceae. The record is from RefSeq and is a predicted model, not a curated record.
CACUGUCUGUGUUUCUGUUUCUCUUCAGAUUGGAGAGGUUGGAGUGAGAGUCGUUUCUGAUUGAUCGGCUUCUAUCCAUGGAGCUGGUCCCUUAUUCCGACCCAAACUCUAUCCCCAGUGAUUCUUCCAAUGUCCCCUGGCAAGACAUGUUCCGAUCUGGUUCCAUUCGUAAACCUAACCCUUCCCCUCCUCCUUCUCAAUCUCUCCCUCAAGCAACCCAGAACGAUAACAAUAAGAAGCCCAACAUGGAACCAACCACCAACCUCGAUCCCUAUCAGAAAUAUCUCUCCGGCGACCCUGAGGUCCGCCUUGCUCUCUACAUCGCCAUGGCCCACGCUGGUCUCGCCUUUUCCAUCUUAUUGCUCUAUGGCGUCUGCAAACUGCUCGACGAAUAUCUCCGCCCCAUCUUGUGGGCUGUCCUCUGUUCCAUCCCUCUCAGAGGUAUUCAGGAUGCCCUCGUCGGAUUUUGGUCCGAACCCCUGAAAUUAGGUCUCACGGAGACUCUUCUCGCCGUCCCUGUCGCGGUUUUUAGGGUUUUCGUUGGUACCCUUGUCGACAUUCGCAGCGCUUCUUUCCGAGUCCUACUUCGCCGCCGUGGCAAGGAAACGAAAGCUCCCAAAAAGACUAGGAAUCGAUUCUCCAAACUGGUCCGAUUGCUUGUCUCCUUUGGCGUCUUCGUGAUCGCUUAUGAGCAGAGUGGUGGUUUGGGAUCUCUUGCGCUACUUGUUUCAGGUUUCAUGUUCACUUCUGGCAGUGUCGAUUCGACCAUGUCCACUGUCUCUUCUAUGAGGACCAUGAGUUGUCGUCGGAGCCGUAUUAGCGCAUUCCUAAUUCGUGGGAUUCGCAAGAGAUUGAAAACUAUCGUGGCCAUUGGGUUGAUUGUUGGAAUGAUCGUCGGCUUUCUCGCUGGUUCUGUUUUCUUCUCUUAUAAGAUCGGAGUUGAGGGUAAGGAUACUGUGAUAUCGCUCAAAUCGCAUUUAGAGGGGAGCAAUUAUGCAGAGAGGAUUGGGGUUAAGAAAUGGAUGGCUGAGAAUGAUGUCCCUGGCAUGGUGGAUAGAUACACCACCAAGUUAUACGAAGCUGUGUCUGAACAGAUCGAUAGUCUGGCCUUACAGUAUAAUUUGACAGAGUUUGUCAGUGGGUUCAAGCAUUUCGUUGUACCCCAAAAGGUUGAUUCUUCAGGGCCUUCUUCGGCUAUGAUGAAUCCUUCCCCCAUUGAAGAUAAGCUUGAAAGUCUGAGAAAGCAGUUUGCUAACAGAGAAUGGGGGCAGAUUUAUGCAGAGCUCGACGACCUCUUCAGGGAAUUACUCAUUACCAGGGAAGAUUUGGUCGAGAGGGCUAAAACUUUUGCUUUUCAAGGGAUUGAUGUGUUCAAACGUGUCUUUGCCAGUAGUAAAUCUCUUGUAGGUGGAAGUGCAAGCCUUGUGUUCUCCAUUGGUAACUCCAUCAUAUCUGGAGCAGCAGGCCUUCUCAACUUUGUCUCUCAGUCCAUGGUUUUCUUUUGGGUAUUGUAUUAUCUCAUUACGUCGGAAUCUGGUGGAGUAACAGAACAAGCAAUGGGUAUGCUUCCAAUUUCGAAGUCUACUAGAAUUCGAUGCGUUGAAGUCCUUGAUAAAGCUAUUUCAGGAGUCCUUUUAGCUACUGCAGAAAUAGCUCUCUUUCAGGGUUGCCUCACUUGGCUCUUAUUUAGAUUCUACUCCAUACAUUUCUUGUACGUGUCAACAGUUCUUGCAUUCAUAUGUCCUCUACUGCCAAUGUUUCCUCCUUGGUUUUCAACGAUUCCUGCCGCUGCCCAAUUGGUGAUGGAAGGUAGAUACGUAUUGGCCAUCACAUUGUCCCUGAUUCACAUUGCUCUCAUGGAUUAUGGAGCGACCGAAAUUCAGGAGGAUAUACCUGGUUACAGUGAAUAUCUUACUAGCCUUAGCAUUAUUGGUGGGAUGGCAUUAUGCCCAUCUGCACUGGAGGGUGCGAUAAUGGGUCCAUUGAUAACAACAGUUGUGAUUGCUCUAAAGGAUUUGUAUGCGGAAUUUGUGCUGGCAGAAUCCAAGGAAAACUCCGAUUAGCCAUUUCAUUUGUAGAUCUAUACUGUUACCUAGUGCGGAAUUGUGUGUAUGUUCUGAGUUCCCAUGCAAAAGAAACUUGCAUCUUCCUGCCACAAAGAGUAAACCAAUUAUUGAUUUCAGGUCCUAUACAUGUACUGAUCUCAUUUUCUUUUCUUUACACCUAGUCGUGUAUUUAUCCAAUUUUUUUUUUAAUCAUAACUACAUAUCCUAUUUAAAUUCAUCAGCAGGUUUUGUAUUGUACAUUUUUUGUAAUCAUUAUUUAAAUAUAUAUAGCAAUCCUUUGUGCUUGGUCUAGGUUUUGA